AUGACGCUUGGCAUGAUGGAUUCAAACUUACCGGUGCUGCCUCAUGACAAUUCUGAUACAAAAAACGCAUUUCGCAAGCCUUCUGGUGAUGCAGCUAAUAGGAAUUAUCGGCGUCGGUCACCUAUUGAUGGAUCACCCUCACCUGACGCUAAUCCUAGGCAUGGGCAUAGCUCAAGUCCAAAUCCAGUGAGAGAAAAUUCUGCAAGAGUCUCUCACCAUUACUCAAGGAAGUAUGAUGACCGGGAACAAGACCAACAGUAUGGAAGAAAUCACUAUGGAAGAAGCAGUGACUCUCUUAGAAAUUCUGAUAGACAGUCAUCCAAGAGUUCCCAUGGUCACUCUCGGCAUGACAAGUAUGGAAAUGAAGAUAGAUAUCGUGAGCGGCUAUUCUCUCGAUCUGGACAUGAGCCAAGGGAUGAUCAUACAAGAGAAGAGACCGAUAGCAGAUCAAAAAACUACCAUCGUAGAGUGGAUAAGUAUUCACAUGACAAAUAUGACAGGUCUGAUCAUCGAAGCAAAGAAAAACGUAGAGAAACAUAUUCGGAGCAUAAAAAGUAUAAAGAUAUUGAUUCUUCAUAUGAAAAAUCUUCAUCUAGCAAGAGGCAUGCACCGAAUGAUGAGGUGGAGAAGGAGGGACUUUCAUUGGAUUGGGAUGGUCGAAAUGAAAGAAGAGAUUCACGCCGAAGUUCAGGGGACUACAGAAGUGACCAAACAGUCUGCCAUUCAGAGUCAAGGAACCAAAGAGAUGACUCAAGUCCACAAAGAGACAGUGGUAAAUUUAGUCUGAAAGAAGCUUAUAAGAGUGAACAGAAAGAGUCAAAUGAUCAAAAUAUUCCAUGGGAAGAAAAAAGAAAACAUGAUGAUUCCGAGAUUGGGAAGGGAAAAGACUGGAAAACUAGAAAAUCAGGCGAGCAGUGUGUUAUUGAAGAUAAAGAAUCUUCUGGAAAGAAACUAAAGUUGUUUGAUCCUGACAAGGACGACAAUAGUAGAAAAGAUGGUACUGAAGCAGAUGAAUGUAAGACUUCAAGUUCAAAGUUUUCUCACGAGAGCAAGGCAGAUUCAUGGGCUGCCAAGACCAGUGGCUUUGAUGGUGACAAUGAUCUAGAUGCUGCAAAAUUUGCAGCCAUGAGAGCUGCUGAAUUAGUUAAUAGGAACUUAGUUGGGGCUGGUUGCUUGACUACUGACCAAAAGAAGAAACUGCUGUGGGGCAGCAAGAAGAGUACACCUACUGAAGAGUCUGGCCAUCGUUGGGAUACAGCUAUGUUCUCUGAUCGUGAGCGGCAAGAAAAAUUCAACAAACUCAUGGGUAUGAAAGGCGAGGCGAAAGUGGAGCAGAAUACCAACAACCAAAGCAGUAACGAUAUUCUCCGUGCUGAGAAGCAGAAGGAACUUCAGAUGGAUCUAGAGAAACAAUACACUGCUGGCCUUCGACGAAGAGAUGGCCGUACAGUUGGUUUAGGGCUUUAA
Molecule: messenger RNA, 1467 nt
Organism: Sphenostylis stenocarpa
Lineage: Eukaryota; Viridiplantae; Streptophyta; Magnoliopsida; Fabales; Fabaceae
Source: the annotation of a GenBank genome assembly